This is a messenger RNA of Megalops cyprinoides (Indo-Pacific tarpon), 1557 nucleotides long. It is a transcript of the gene rangrf, whose product is annotated as RAN guanine nucleotide release factor. The record is from RefSeq and is a predicted model, not a curated record. NCBI's taxonomy places the organism in Eukaryota, Metazoa, Chordata, Actinopteri, Elopiformes, Megalopidae. Gene Ontology annotation, cellular component: nucleus. Gene Ontology annotation, molecular function: transmembrane transporter binding; small GTPase binding; guanyl-nucleotide exchange factor activity. The transcript is spliced from 6 exons. Bases 154 to 738 code for a protein of 194 amino acids. Gene Ontology annotation, biological process: heart contraction; protein import into nucleus; regulation of membrane depolarization.
CAUUGCUGUCUUCACCCCGCCCCCGAGCCUCGGCAGUUUCAAUCAAUUGAAGGUUAUGUGGAUAGCUGCCUGUACGCCACUUGGUUAUUGUAAUUUAACUCGUGUGUUCAUAAAGAACUUAACGAUUUUAUUGCAGCUUCUCAAAGCAUAGAGAUGCAGGGUACCGGCCGUCACGAGAGUAACGCAGCUCGACCCCUCUUUGGGGGCGCACUGUCGGCAGUCAUCCCGCACAACGCUAGUGACAUCAGUGAGCUGAGAGAGAUCCCAGACAACCAGGAAGUCUUUGCUCACAGACAUACAGACCAGAGCCUCAUUGUGGAUCUGCUGGAGUAUCAGAGUCAUGUGGAAGACAGCGAAGCUGCCAGGUAUCACUUUGAAGACCUGGCUGGCAGUUAUGAGGCAUCAAGUGCAGGGGCCUCAGUGGUGGGGAGUGUGGAUCCCCUUCCGAAGCCUCAGCUUUCACUGCAGGAGUGCAGCUCUGCCUGGUUACUAACUGGUACACAGCACAUCUCCAAAUUCAAUGAGGAGGCUAAGAACACAGUAAAUAUCCACCUGGGCCUGUUCCGUCUUCCACAGUUCUCUACCGACAUCUUAGUGACCUUCAAUGAUCCUGUUCAAAUCAACCCACAGAGCAGCAGUGCAGGGGUUGAUGGAGUGAUCACAGCCCCCUGGACAGUGCAGGACUUCCACCAGCUGCUGCAGACUCUCAGACUCCUGGACCCUGGAGUGUUUGGAUAGGAGACUGCCAACCAUGGACACAUUGUAGAUUCUGCAGAUCCUUUGGAAACAUUUAACCUACGAGCUGAGAUUGUAGUCCGGGUUAUCUGUGUGAUACUCCAUUGGGCAUUGCUUCCUACAUAAACAUAAUAUUGGUUUCAGUUGGUUUCAGUUUACAUGAACAGCGCAUGAAUUGCUUACCAAGGUUGUAAGUGUGUAAGCUUCUGAGGAGCCUUCUCUAAGCUGAAUGAACCGAAAGUAGGUGAUGAGAUUGUAAAGUUCUGGAAGCUCUUUGUGGAUUAACGUCAUAUUCAAUUAGCAGUGUUUGAUUUUGAUACUUUAAACAAUGCACUGCACGGCACCAGAGGUACACAGGUAUAAAAACUCAGAUAAAGUUAGUGUUUGUUCCUUGUGACUGCUUGGUGACUGGCAUACUUAGCUAAAAAACAUUCUCACGCAGCACAUCUCACAUCUUUGUACGUUAAGUUUUAUUGGUAAUAGACUACGCUGCUGAAAAUGAUGUGGGGGCAUGUGUGCAACUACAGUAAUUUGUAUUCAGAUAAGUCAAUAAAUAAUACGUUUGUAUGUAGAACAAGUAAUAUAAAUGCCAACGCAUACCCAGCAGGAAACUAACUUCUUGGGUAAUACAGGCAAUACAUCUUUAAAUACUACAUUGAAAUUUUACUGGCACCUUUGUUGUGGUAUCCUUUUUCAGUGUGUCUGUAGAUCUUUUGCAGACCAGAAGUAUUUAUCGGCACAAAGUUGGCUGAGUGUUAAUACCUCUGUGGAAUGUUACUGAUGGAGCUAGUGUCAGAAUCUCACUGUCAGGCUUCAGACAGA